Messenger RNA from Exophiala xenobiotica, 2641 nucleotides. RefSeq lists its product as uncharacterized. The record is from RefSeq and is a predicted model, not a curated record. The transcript has a single exon. Lineage: Eukaryota; Fungi; Ascomycota; Eurotiomycetes; Chaetothyriales; Herpotrichiellaceae. The coding region runs from base 610 to 2076 and encodes 488 amino acids.
CUUCUGGGAGCUGGCCAGCUUGUCCAGCAUCUUCCCUGUUGCCACUUGCUCUUUUUCCUUUCUUUUCCUUCUGUGCGUCCACUUCAACACCAUCUACUCCGUACCGACCCUGCUUGUCGUUUGUCGUUCUUUUCGGUGUUUCCCCGACUGCAGCAAGCCCUGCACUUCGAUUUGUCCCUCCUUAUACUCGCAUUUCGUCCUCAACAUCUGACACAUCCCUUACUUCGGCCGGCUUCCAAAUACAUUCAACAAUCACAGCCACCUUCCUGGUCCUGACCGCCGGAUUGAGACGUACCAAGAUACAAGAAACUGAGUUUGCUCGUGGUGUCUCGGAAUAUCGACCGCUCCAAGUCAGCACCCAUCAAAAAAGCUGUCAACCGGCCGUCAAAGCUUUUCGCGCCCGACACGAAAAACUUGUACCACUGCCUGUCUCCAUACUUGCCUUCGUGCUUGACGGCCGUCGAUGCAACACGUUCGGGGUAUAUCUCCUCAGCAUUGACCAUCCGGCAGACUCUUCCGUACUCUCUUCUCGACACCCUUCUUUAUCAGCACAAGCCACUUCCCGAGCGACUCGAUGCUGCUCAGAUCCAUCUCUUAGCAUCUUUCUUCAUGACGACGCUUUUUGACAACACUGGUCUACCGCUUUGGGUGUACAUCGUCCUCAUCGUUGUCGGUUCAACCCUCUUGCUUGUCAUUGUUGCCCUGCUUUUACGAUGGUGGUACCUACGACGGCGAAGGGUGCCACACCGCGGCCUCGACAAUCUUACAGGCGCCACCCGCAGAGUUACGCUCCGGAGAGGACGGGUGGUGCCGACCUCUCAACAUCUGUCUCUCACCGGGUCCAAAUUCGGUGUCAGACAAUUUGGACUGCUCGGUGACAAUGAAUCUGCCAUGACUGGAAGGAGGAGUCCUUUCGAGUGGUGGAACACCAUCAUGGCGGAGAGGUCGCACUCUCGGCUGGACCAGAUGUCGCAAAUAGAGACCGGUUCUCUAAUGAGUCGCUCCGCGUCCAGAGGUACUACAAGACGAGAACUCCGUUCAACAACACCUAAUCAAACUCCGGAAAAGAACAAGGAAGCCGCGUCAAGUACGUGGGAAGUCACACCACCUUCGCCGUCGCUCAGUCCAUCACCUUCGACGCGGAGGACGACCGUCAACUUCUCCAGAGCCUUUUUGUCUCAGACGCCUUCCUCGCCAUUGACACAGCGAUCACAACACACUCUUUCACGAAUCUCAGAGAGAUCCCCUCAUCAAUCAAUGAUUAGCAUGAAUCCUCGAGAAUCAUUGACGACCCGAUAUUCACAUCAAGCCGCCCUCAAUCCUCUUGACAGCACACCUCGGCACGGCCAUGCCCAAUCUAGCCCUACCACUGCUCGACGACCAUCCCAUCUUGCCCUACCAUCAUCCAACGUUCCGUCUACUCCCAGAUCUCCAACCUUUUCUGCGUAUCGUUCCAGUCCGCUAUCAACGCCGCCCCUCGCGCAGGACGCCGACACAUUUCGUACUUCAGCGACCUUGACGCGACCAAUCACGUCCACGCAAACAGCAAUACCGCCUCGACCACGUACUGCCGACGCCGCGACAUCGAGGCGGUUUGACCUCCUACCGACUCGUCAGCAUGCCGUUCUAACGCCGGACAUCCCUGCGCCGAAGCCGGUGGUAUAUCCUGCCUUCAACUCAAUAUCUGGCAAACAACCACAGCCAUUCUUGUACCGACAGCCGAGCAAGUCCCAACCAGAUCUCACCACACGCAGGUCCGUAGUAUACACAGCGCGGGGUGAUAAUGGUACGCCGUCUCCCUCGACACCGAACUCGACCUCUGCAGUCGGUCCGAGCGGGAUCGUGUACGACUCGCAAGUUUCCAGCUAUUGGCCCACACCGCUCGACGUGCAGGAUCUUUCUUCAACGCUCGGCUAUGACGAUUACAAGGGCUCCAAUCAUGCCGACCGCACCACCCGUGGUGGUGAACGGGAGAGCAUCAUGGGUAUCGUGACGGUCCCUGGAAAGCAUGACACCAGGGUUCUCAGGAAGAAGUCUCUGAAGCGACUGCCCAAGGCCACCUCGAUGGCUGUGUGAGAUCUAUGAUUGGGUUGAACAAAAGUGCAGCGCACUUACGAACGAAUUUAUUACGACAAGACUGGAAAGCGAUACAUGCUGCGAGGAAUCAUUUGAUCCUUGACAGCAGUAGCGACAACGGCAUACGACGAGAUUUUUUGAUUGUACCGAAUGCAACACAACAAAGGGUCUGUGACUCUUACUCACUUUUUUUAAUUGUGCUUGGAACAUAGGAAGUCCAGACGCGCAAUUUUUUGCUUGUUCUUCAACUAUAGUACAUACUUGCCAAAGGAGCGAGCGCUCUAUUUUUAUUUAUUCUCACUUGAACGGCUUGUCUUGUUUCCUCUACAUCGAUAGAGGGGCCAGCGGUUAGGUGCGACGUGGGAUACAGCCUGUCUCACCCCGCAACCCCUCGGAGAGCUCGGGAUGUGAUAGGAGAGGAGGCUUUCAAUGUGGAAGACAGAUUUGACGACUGCGGUCGCAGAUGAGAGAAAUGCUACAAGACUAGCUGGGAAGGAGACCUACUGCAUAGUAGAUACCUCAUCACACAUAGCCCAAUGGAGAAUAAUAUUCCCUAAAAUACCGG